Molecule: messenger RNA, 3511 nt
Organism: Toxorhynchites rutilus septentrionalis
Lineage: Eukaryota; Metazoa; Arthropoda; Insecta; Diptera; Culicidae
Product: ankyrin repeat domain-containing protein 11
Exons: 5
Coding region: 791-3274 (827 amino acids)
Cellular component (GO): nucleoplasm
Molecular function (GO): protein binding
Source: RefSeq, a predicted model, not a curated record
UCUCGACGAAGCACGGCACACAUCAUCGAUGUCAAUGCUGUGUUCGGUUUCGCCGCGGUCACACACAGCAAUAAGCACACACAGAUCGUGUUCUCGUGUCUCCCAUUCUAAAUCCUGCCAUCUCGGGACUAUUGUUCGUGCUUUUUUUUUCGAGUAUUAUAACAUUUUACGAUCGGAAAAAUUGGUUUGUGUGAAGAGUGUGGAUAUUUGCAUUGUGUUUGACGAAACAAUGAACGUUUAAUUCGUGUGGGCUUCGCGCGCGUAAUUCAUGGUUUGUGGUGUAUUCAUUUGUAUGGCUCUGCGAGUGGUGUAGAAAAUGUCGCCAGCCAACAGAGCUAACCCCCUGACGGUAUGAUAAGGCGACUGUUUCACAUUAUUGGUGCCCUCUUGUUGCAUGUGUGUUUGAACGAACGACUGGAAUCGCAGAACUUAAUGUGAUGAUUGGACGGAACAACAAUUUCCUUACGCGGCGAAUAAGUGAACGAGAAAUAGUUGUGUGGCGAUUUAUGGUGUUUAUUCUGAAACAUAUUCGUUCCAUUCUGUAAUUCCCUCGCUGUUUGUUCAAAUGUAGAAGGUCAAAACCAUUAACAAUCCUUAAAAAUGCAUAACUAGUGAAUUGACGAAAACGAAAACAACCUAAUUAAUUGAACCUGGAAUAUAUGCCCCGUGUGUGUUUGUUUAGUAGUGGUCUGUGUAGGGUUUUACCACGGCGAUAGAAUUAAAAGUGACGCUUCGCAACGACAACGAAACGCGUUCAUAUCACCUCUGAAGUGACUUCAUCAUCUGCGUCAUGCAACGACGUACGCCAACAUCGUCGCAACAAAGUAAAGAAAAUGCAUCCAACCGUCUGCAACAGCAGCAACAGCAGCUGAAGAAGCCCUCAGAAGGUGGAAGCGGGAAAAAGAGCUCUACCAAUCAGGAUAGCGACGCCGACGAAACCAACAGUAAUGUUGUGGGUGGCUCGAAUGCCUCCUCCACUGUUAACAAGGAUGAAGAUGACAUUUACGAGUUCAAAUCCACCCCGAAAGAUUCCAGCUCCAGCUCGAGUGAUGAGAAGGAGAGCAAUAGUGAUAAAAAUGAGAAAACAUCCGGAGACAAGGGCAGCACUAACAAUGGCGGUGGCGGAGAUGGCGGUGAUGCCACUCAAGUGGCCAGUUCUUCAGGCGGUGGCAGUAGCUCGGGGACGGGGAGCGGUUCUGGUGGCGUCCCGAAACGACCUUUCUCGGAAGUGAAUGAUGCCGCUGAAGACAACGCGGGUGGUGCUAACAAUGAGGAUGAUAAUAAGAGAAAAAAGCGGAAGGACUCAGACACAACCAACAAAGAGACGAGCAAGAGUGGGACUGGCGGAAAUCGAGGAGCAACGCCGAGACAAGAAAAAAGUGGUAAAUCAUCAGGUUUACCUUCCAAGAAUCUCAGUUUGACCGGCAAGAGCGCCCUAGAUCGAAAGAGUCCAUGCGCGAGUCCUAAGCCAACGCCAAGCUUAUCCUCAUCGACGUUAAUCAAUAAAGCGGCUAACAACAACAAUGACAGUGAUGGAGAGACCGAAGAUACAGGUGGUCAGAAUAAAGAUUCGAGUUUUAGUAGUGGUGGUGGUGGACCAAAGGUUCCUCCGCUGAAAAUUGUUAUACCGCAGCAGAAUUCCAGCGGAGAUGCGGAAACGAGCGGAAGCUCUCGAAAUGGCAAGAAUGCCUCUGCUAGAAAUCAUGCCGCUCUACCUUAUGUGGUAGCAUCAUCCAACAGCAAUGAUUCUAGUGCCGAUAAAGAGAGUACCUCAUCGCGCUCGGCAAGUCCCUCGGAUUCAAAGAGUUCCGAUGAAAAGGCGACAUCGAAGUCCAGCGACGAGCGGAUGCAAUCGCGCGUACUUCGAAGUCACCGUGGAGGUGGUGGUAGCAACGCAUCUUCCGAGGGAGGCAGCGGUCGUAACAAAGACAAUCAGAGUGAUCGCUCGGUGGACCGAUCAAAUAAUUCAUCCCCACAGAUGCAACAGAUCAGUGCUGCACCAUCCCCGGCUUCCAACAGUGGUGAUGUCGGGGGCGGUAGCACUAGUGGGAGCACCGGAGGUCAGGGUAAAGACGGCAACAAUUCUAGUCCCAGCGCAGGGAAUCAGAAAGAGGGUGACCCCGAGAAUGGGACGAGCAGUAGUGGUAGCAAUCCGAAAAGCCCUCCCACUUCGUGUAGUACAACAACAUCCGCUACUACGAACAGUAGUACCGUUAGUGGAGGCGGAACAAACUUGAACCAAACCAAUCAAUCGAAUAACAACAGUUCGAGCUCGACUACUGAAACAGCAGUUCAUCCGAGAAAGAGGAAAAUAAAAACAAGCAAAGAUCAGACGUCGACAACGGCUUCGAGCUCGUCAACGCCUUCAACAUCCUCUUCAUCCGCUUCAGCAUCCAAUGACGAGAAGAAGGAAGUUAAAGAUGAAGCCCCGGAUGUUCACCCACACGAUCAGCCAAUUACUAACUGCUAUCAGAUGUUUUUGAACAUACGUAAACAGAUUGAACGUCGACAACGAAGUUUGUUCCCGGUUCAGCCGAAACCUCCACAAGGAUUCAAAGAUUAUCUCUUGAAUCGAUGUGCAUACGCACUAGCAGGAAAGACACCGUCAGAACCAAACGUUCAACCUCCUGCAAAUCUCCCGGUACAGAUGAAGGAUCUUUUCGCAACCCAAGAAAAAGAACGACACAAACUCAAAAUGCAGCAUAUCGUUGAGAAGGAGAAGCUUGUUCUCGCCGUUGAACAGGAAAUUCUUCGGGUUCACGGUCGUGCCGCCAGGGCCCUCGCAAACCAAUCGCUUCCCUUUUCUGUUUGUACAAUCCUAAAGGACGAGGAAGUGUACAACAUCAUUACACCGGAACAGGAGGAGAAGGAUCGCAAUGCUCGGUCACGGUACAAUGGACGUUUGUUUCUCAGCUGGCUGCAGGAUGUUGAUGACAAGUGGGAGAAAAUAAAAGAAGCUAUGCUUCUCCGACAUCACAACGAAGCGGAAAGUCUCCACGCCGUCCAGAAGAUGGACUGGGAAUGGAAAAUGAAGGAGAGCCUGCUGUGUGAGUUCAAGGCUAAGCCCAUUAUCGAAGAGAGCCACGUGCCAAUGGUGAAUGUGAGCGACGAUUUUGAUUUGCUACCCGCUGAUUGCAGAUUAGCAGUGAAGAAAGGGGCUAGGCGGCGAUCGAAGAAGAAACUGUCACUCGAAAUCAGCCUACAAAAUCUGUCGAUGAGCAACCGGAGCACGAGCAGGUUGAAGCCAAAGGUAUCACAUAGGCGCAGUAUCUAAUCGAGGAAAAAGAGGUAGUUUCAAUUCCAAUUAGGGCCAGAUGUGAAGUAGGAAAUGGGAACGUACCACAGUACUUAGAUGGUUACAUAUGGUUACAUAUUCAUCCAACAUAACAUUGGUCGGCACUCUUUAUUCACAUCCACAGUGGGUGGAAACUACACCGAGAUUUUAGCAAAAUUAUCUGCAAGCAAUAGUCAUUGCUCCAAAGGAAUAAAUCACUCGCAUGUUCGCACCCAA